Triplophysa rosa is the source of this 6045-nucleotide messenger RNA. It is a transcript of the gene trdn, whose product is annotated as triadin. The record is from RefSeq and is a predicted model, not a curated record. Gene Ontology annotation, molecular function: signaling receptor binding. Lineage: Eukaryota; Metazoa; Chordata; Actinopteri; Cypriniformes; Nemacheilidae. The transcript has 32 exons. Gene Ontology annotation, cellular component: membrane; sarcoplasmic reticulum. The coding region runs from base 345 to 3158 and encodes 937 amino acids.
GAAAUCCAGCCUCCCCUCUGCCCAAUGUCUCCUGACCCACACACAUCAUGGGCUGCUAACAAACAUAAGGACAACUUAGGAUUUGAUUUGAUCUUUGGACUAGCCUAGCCUUGCAUUUCCCCCCUGGGCCCCACUCGGAAGCGUAGACAAUCAUUUUCGGCCACUUUAAGCGACAGGUGGCAUAUUUUUCGCUUCUUUGUGGGGGGCCCUGAAACAAACGCAGGUUUUCUUGGAACUAACAGGGUAAAUACAGAGAACCAGCGUGGUGCUUUCCGUCUGAAAAGUAUUCCGGAGAAGGGAAUUGACUCUUGAGCUUGUGUUUUCUGCUUAUUAGCGCAUGAGAGAUGGAAGUUCGAUCCUCCACCACCACGACAACCAUAGUUGAGAGCAAGAACGAUGCGAGCGCUCAGCCCGAACGCACGUCCAAGCGCACCAUGACCGAUGACCUCUACAGCACGUUCAGCUCUCCCAUGGCCUGGAUAUUGGUGCUGGCUCUCGUCAUCACCUGGUCGGCCGUGGCCGUCAUCAUGUUUGACCUGUUGGAUGCCAAGGGCCUUGAAGCCCAUACAUUAUACUGUGACGACCCCUGUUUACCACCUGGGCCACAGCCACAUCGUGUCAGGAAAACAUUAAAGGAGGCAGGCGGCCUUAGAGGGGGUAUCAGCCAUGAUCCCAUGAAGGCGGUGAGCGACGCCAUGGAGGACUCUGCUGAUUGGAUAACCUCAAUCUUGACUUUUGUGACUAAUUUAGUAGCACCAGAAGAUGAGGAGCAUGAAGCUGAGCUUCAUUCAGUGAGGAAAAAAGGAGAAUUUCUGCCACCGAGGAAGAAAGUUGCAGAAAUACGAGCCAAAAAGAUCAUAGAGGAGGAAGAGGAGGAUGAGGAAGAGGAAGAAGAGGUGGCUAUUCAUGCAAAGGAGGAGACUGAUGAGGAGGAAGAGGAGGAAGGAGUUGAAGAAGAUGAGGAAGAAGAGGAGGAGGACGAUGAGGAAGAAGAGGACGAGGAGGAGGGUCUGGAAGAGGAUGAGGAAGAGGAGGAGGAGGAGGAAUCUGCUGAGGAUGCUGAAGAAGAGGAAGAUGAGGAGGACGAGGAAGAAGAGGACGAGGAGGAGGGUCUGGAAGAGGAGGAAGAGGAGGAAUCUUCUGAGGUUGCUGAAGAAAAGGAAGAAGAGGGUCUGGAAAAGGAGGAGGAAGAGGAGGAAUCUUCUGAGGUUGCUGAAGAAAAGGAAGAAGAGGAAUCUGCUAAGGUUGCUGAAGAAAAGGAUGGCGAGGAAGAGGAAGAAGCUGAUGCAGAGGAGGAAAAGUCAGAUGAGGAAGAAGAGGCUGCAGCUCCAGAAGAACCGGUUGCGUUUGAUGCUGAUGAGAAGGUUUCUACGACAACUGCUGAUGCUGAUGAAUCACCAGACACUGAUGAGGAUGAUAAGGAAGAUGAAGAAAGCAAAGAAGAUGAAACUAAAGAAGACGAUGACGACGAAACACCUGUUGAAGCUGAUGUCUCAGCCCCUAAAGCAGCUGGGGAAGAAGACAAAGAUGACGAAGACAAAGAAGUCCCUGCUGAUGCCGAGGAGAAAACUGAAGAAAGCUCUGACGUCUCUAAGGACACAGAUGUUCAGGACAAAUUAGAUACAAAAGAAAAAGAAGACAAGCUCGAUGAUGGACAACCAGAAGAGCAAGAGUUUACAGACCAGGCUCCUAUUACAGACGAUGAAGAUACUGACCAAACAGAUGACCAAACUGAGGAUAAAGCGUUUAAUGCCGAUGACAGUGUUGAUAUCAGUAUUGUGCUCGAUGCUGAUGCUAUAGUCACUGAUGUUGAAGCACAAGAAACCGAUUUAAAAAUGGAAAAGGAAACUGUAGAAAGCGAAGAGGGUGCCAAGGAAGAGGACAAAGAAAAAGCACUUGAACCGGAACUGGCCCCUAAAGCGGUCGAUGAGGAACUGAAGGCAGAAGAGGAGGCUGAGAGACCUGUGAAAACAACAGAAGACAAGGAAGAAGAACAAAAAGAGCCCUUCGUCUGUCCUUGUAUGCAUUCAGAAAUACGACAACAGCCACAAAAAGCCACAGACAUUAAAUCAAAAGAAGAAAAAGAUGAACCCCAGAAAGUGAAGAAAAGAGCUAAAAGAGUCACCCUUGAGCGCAAGAAACCUGAGGUCAAGAGAAGGGAGCCUUUGCUGAAACAGAGAAAAGAAAAAGAAUCUCCAGUCAGAACAAGACUAGAGAAAGCAAGGAAAGCACCAAGAGCUAAGACAAUAAACAUACCCAGAAAAAGAGUAACGGCGCCCAGAGUCUCAAAGGAUGUCGACGUGUCAGCCGCACCAGUGCCCAUGCAAGACCUUCCCAUGUGCCGACCAACACCUGUGUACUGUCCAGCGCCCCCUGGCUGGUAUGUGCAUCAUAUAGUUACAAGUAGUCCAUUACCACCAUCGGCUAUUCCAGAAUCCGAAGUUCCUGUUUUGACAAUCCAUCAAGCUCCUACUAUAUUGAAAGAACCUGAAGCUGCAAAGACAAAGCCUAAAGAAACAAAAAAGAAAGAACCGGCUGCACCGAAAGAAAAAGAAAAGGCCAAAAUAAGUCCUGCAAAGAAGGAGACCACAGUUACCAAAGACAAAGUAAAACCUUCACCUGCUAAGAAAGAGCCAACAGCUGGGCAACAGAAGGCUAAAAGGACAGAGAAGGUGGUCAUUAGAGAAAAAACAAAACCUACACCUGGGAAGAAAGAGCCAGCAGCAACAAAAACAAAGGCCACAAAAGUAACAACAACCAAACACAAGGAAGAGAGAGCUGUGAAGGAAGUAAAGCCGGCUGUAGAGGUCAAGAAGAAGGCCGCGUCAACACCCAAAACCAAGCAAGCCAUUAAAACACCAGUUGUGGAAACACCUGUACCAGCUGAAGAGAAAACCACUGAAGAAACCCAAGAGAAACCAGCCGAGGAACAGACUCCAGCAAAAGAGCUAAAAGCUGAAGAAAAUGUAACAGAAGGUAAAAAGCCAGGCAAGAUUCCGUACUUCCAGUGUGUUUUAAUGAGUUCAAAAUCCAGCCAAUAUCCACUGCGGCCCAUGUCCUCCGCUAUGAGUCCAGCCAUUAAUCCCAGUGUGAUGAGAGCCAUGAUGGAGCAGAGGGCAGCGUUACUGCAGCAGAAAGCCCGCGGAGCCGGACAGUAACCGGACCCUGCGUCCAUGGGUUCUGUUCAGCCGUGCCAGGUGCAACCUGCUUAUGAACUGCUGUACAAACACAGUGCUGCUGAGAGCUUUCCAUCUGAAUCACUGAGAGUUUAGACUUUCAUUGUUAGAGGGCAUCCGGUCUUUAUCUUUCUCUGACUGGAGGUCUCUAUAAUCGUUCAAUGGAAACUCUCACUCCUUUAUUAAGUGGCUUAUCACAGUUUCACGAUUUUGACAAAUAUGUAUCAAAGAAUAUGCAAAUACAUUAACUAUAAUGUACAUUUUCAAUUAUUGUCACAAAUGUCUGUCAGAUUUUGUUGUUUAUUUAUUUGAGAUCUUAAAUCAUCUGUUUACAUUUGUUGCAGGGAAGAAUCUGCUGUUUUUCUUAUUGUAGAGUAAGCGCACUCAGCAGUGAACACAUUUCGAACAGGUUAAACAAUGAAGUGUUGCUUUAAACAUGCAGAUAUUUAUUUUUCUAUGACAGUACAUGAUGUCUUUAGGAAAAAAGACAUCUAGCAACACACAAUCACUAAGAGCUUUAUCUCUUGGCGUAGGCCAUUUCCUUUGACUCAUGAUAAUAAGAUUAUAUGUACAGUAGUAUGUCUGGAUUAUGUCAGGGUCUGCAUUUGUAUGCAUGGACGGUAUUUAGACUGAGCCCGAAUUUUGUUUAUAGAAUUAAAGGAGACAUUAAAGGGAUACUCCACCCAAAAAGGGAAAUCUGUCAUCAUUGAGUGCGUUUACAUGCACAGUCUAACUCCGAUUAUGCUUAAUAAGAUGAUAACGUGAUAGUUUUUUGCCCAUUACUCCGGUUUCAUAAAAGUCCGCUCUCGAAUCAUGCAGUUGAUGUAGAAACGUCAAAACGAAAAACUAUUGUUGCAUUUCUGGUUCUGCGGACAAUAAGAUGAUGUACUGUAUAAAAAUACAACUUCUGACUGUUUUCCUGCUGUAUUUUUAAUUACUAAACAGACUAUCGAUGGUGACGUCACUGCACGCGAGAAACCCGGCAAGUCUCAAACUUCCAUAUAAACGCGGUUUUCUGCGUAGCCGGUUUAUUGCUUUGCAUGUAAAACAGGUUUCUUUUAUAAACCUAUUUUUGAUGGAUAUCCGUUUAUAUUAUGCAUGUAAACGCACUCACUUACUCACCCUUAAGUUGUUCUAAACGUAUACAUUUCUUUGUUCUGAUUAACACAAAGAAAGAAAUUUGGAAAAAUGUUAGCAACUGACAUUUCUGGGACAUCAUUGACUACCACACUAGGAAAAAUUAUUGUAUCAUUUUUUUGUUCUUUGAGAUAUUUUAGAGAAUCUAGAAAAACAAACAGUUCUAGGGCACCUUUCAUUAUCAUUUUUCCUGAGUAAAUGAUGACAGAAUUUUUAUUUUUGGGUAAAAUAUCCCUUUAAGAAAUUAUAGCAUACAUCAUCGGAAGAAUGAAAACCUAUCAUUUUACUUGACUGAGAGCUCUGCAUCUCUUUAAUUAAAUUACUGUUUUUAGGCUUAAUUUAUUGGAAAUGUUUGUGAAUUUAAUGGUAAAAUUGUUUUCAAAGCAAUCACGGUACUACUUGUCUUAUGCAGUAUAAAUGUCCAAAAUUCCAAUAUUUAUCUGGGUUUCCCAAUUAUCCUAGUCAUCUAACAAUGUAUGGCUCUACUAUAAACAGUAGUUUAAUAUUUGAUUUUACUAUGACCAACAGUGCUUUUGAAGAUGGUUAUCUAUGUUACUGUUUUGUCUAUUCUCAGAUGCAAAAGUAACACAUAUACAGUCUUGUGUUCCUGUUACAUUUUGCUCUGUUCUGCAAAUAUGACAAAUGACGAAGAUAACCUGAAAUACAUUUUCUCUACCAGUUUAAGUCUAACUGUAAUCACUAGACGUUAAAUUUGACGUUGAAUGUAUUCUCAUCAUCCACUUCAGUGGACAAAAUGUCGAGAUAGCCGUUUACAGUGCUGCUGUACAUGUGGUCGUAGAAAGACUAACGUGUUUGCACCAGAAGGCUGUUUCUGUUUAACCGGGACACAGUGAGACGGUUGUAUCCGUCUGACUUUGAACAGGGAAGUAGGCCACAGAAAUAUUUUCUCUUUGAAGUUACAACAUGCAGCUUGCAGAAAAAAUGUCUUCUGUACUGUGGCUAUUCCUGAAAUACUGACGAACAACAUGAUGACGCUCUGAAAAGACAUUUUGUCUAUGUCUUUAUCUUAUAAUAAAUACGGUCUUACUGUAUUGAGAGACAGCUUACAGUAUGUUUACAAAGCGGAUCGUAAUUGUUAGCUUGUUUAAGUGCAAAAUUUGUUAUUAAAAGUAGAGAGCUCCACAGAUUUACAACGUCCACAUCUAUAAUGCUAAAAACUUUAUUUUCAGAGGUUAUACACUUGAAUUCUUUUUUGUUUCUACAGUUUUUAAUGUGUUUGGUAUUUGCAUGACCCCCUUGGUAUGUUAGUAUGUGACAUCUCUGGUUUCUGAUGUGCUCAAUGAUCUUGUUACACUGAAUUUGAAUUGGAUUCGCAGUUUGAAGCAUCUGUGUUCCAAGUGUCAAAUUCUGUCAAUUGUUCUAAUGUAUGUUGAAUAAGAGCUGUCAGUAAAACCAAAGUCAAAUCUGUCAUUAUUUCUUCCAUUCACAUCUUGUUGGAUUUAUCCGGGAGUGGGCAGAAUUCUGGUACAAUAAAGUAAUUGCUUUAUGCAAAUGUUUCAAAAAGCUGUUUUCAUGCAAAUAUUCUGUGACAGAGAACAAGCGAGCAGUAUGUCAGGAUUAAUGUGCUGAAGUAAUUAUAAAUAAAAUACAAAGUGUACAAAUCUCCUGUCUUGUUAUAGUUGUCAUCCGAAAGUUUGACUCAUCUUUCUACAAAAUGACAAUGAGAUCAUUUUGUUCAUAAUUUUAGAUGGCUCUGACAUGAAACUGCACG